Zea mays is the source of this 2868-nucleotide messenger RNA. RefSeq lists its product as uncharacterized. The coding region runs from base 1663 to 2802 and encodes 379 amino acids. The record is from RefSeq and is a predicted model, not a curated record. Lineage: Eukaryota; Viridiplantae; Streptophyta; Magnoliopsida; Poales; Poaceae. The transcript is spliced from 8 exons.
UAGUCUCAAUCGUUACCACGUCACCACAGCCGCCUCUCUCGCUCUUCUUUCUUGUCCCGGGCUCCCGGCUCCAUAGUCGCCGUUACAUCGGACAAGGGAUCUUGCGGUGAAGCAUCUAAUCUGAGCAGUCAGUCGUCCCCCCGCUCGCGGCCGGGCUACUGCUGGUCGUCAAGUACUCAAGUUGUAGGCGUGCAGCCGGGCCGCCGGCCGCUAGCUGCUGUCAGCACGCGCACACAGCAGCAGGGUGGUCGCCCGCGGCCGGUAGCCGGCACGCGGUCGCGACAAGCCGAUAGCAACAGCAAGCCAGGCCCAAGUUCAGUCCCCAGAGAGCGGCAAGCUAGGUCUGUCAUCUUCUCUGGAGGGUUCAGAACCACCGAGAAUUAGCUGUCUUUGAGGAGUACAAUAGGAAUGGAUGAUGCUCAAGGGUAUCAAGAAGGAGAUGAUCAUGACUUAGUGAUGCAGAAACAAGAAUGGAUCAAAACACAAGACAUGCUCAAGAGUAAACUUAUUCUUGAAGAUGAAUUUGCCUGGAGUUUACCUUCGGUGGGCUCAGGUUUAGAUGAACCUGAGUGGUGCAAACUGAAGUAUAUUGGUGGGACUGACAUCAGCUUCUUGAAGGAAGACCCAUCCACAGCAUGUGCCGCGGUGGUAGUCCUCAAUGCCGAUACUUUAGAAGUUGUCCAUGAAGAGUUCAAUGUUGUUCGACUGCAAGUGCCAUAUAUUCCUGGUUUUCUUGCAUUCAGAGAGGCUCCAGUUCUUCUUGGACUCUUGGAAAAGGUGAAGAUCAAUGCACCUCAUUUCUGCCCACAGGUUGCAUAAGGGGCCAAUAGGAAAUUAAACAAGGCAUAUGCUGUUCUUUAUUAUCAUUUGCUCAUGGUUGAUGGAAAUGGAUUGCUCCAUCCGCGAGCAGGUUUUGGUUUAGCUUGUCAUCUCGGCGUUCUUGCAGACAUUCCUACUAUUGGAGUUGGAAAAAAUGUAGGUUACUUCAGUGCAGUAGCGCAGUUUCAACUCACAAGUAGAUCUAUAAAUAUCCAGCUGUUGAGAAUAUUGUCACCGAAUUCAAUUUCUCAGUGUUCCCCUUCUUUCAGAGAACACUAAUCUCAAUGUUUCAACUGCAUAGCUACAUCAGGUAGAUGGCCUUAACCAAUCAGAAGUUAGAAGACUGCUCGGAUCAAAAGAGAACUGCAACAGGGAACUGGUUUUGUUGACGGGACAGUCUGGGACAAAAUGGGGCAUGGUAAUAUUGUCGUAGUCGAGUUUUCAGAAUCAGAAACAAAUAUGUAACAUGAUAGAAUUGUCACUUGCGAGGUUGCCGCACCGUAGUUUGUAAAACAGACCGAUGAUUUCUCUGAAUUUGUAAAACAUCACCAGGCAAAUAACCGACAGCAGUUAAUGGCGGCGUCGGCCCAACUGAGCCCGCAUCAGAGGACGCGCAGAAAUCGCCUCCUGAUUUUGUGCGUGGUUGUUUGGGCGGGGCGUGCAAUUCCCCGAUUCGAGCGGAACUCCUCCCAUCCGAUCCGGCGGCGGAGGACAAUAUAAAAGCGAGCCAAUCGGCGUCUAGCUGUAGCACCUCUGCGUCUCAAGAUUAGAGAUCCAUUAGCUGUAGCACCUCUGCCUCCCACGAAUCGAUUCGACGACAUCUUGCUGGUACAACCUACCAUCAUGGUGGGCAUGCUAUUGAACGCCGGCCGCAGCAAUGGCCGCGGCGGCAGGAGGACUAGCAUCCAGUCACCACCGCAGGUCCUCUCCUCUGUUCCCUUACUCGUCUACGAGUACGAGGAUCCCGCCGUUGUUCAUCCAGCAGGCUCUACUCCUACCGCUGCCGCAAAGAUGCUCAUGUACAGCCUGCCUGAGCGGAGCAUCGUCUACACGCACGACAGCAGGCCUCAGGCCAUGGAGGGCAACUUCUUCAGCACGCCUCAAGGCUGGCUGGUCAUCCUUGGACAAGUGACGUCGGAGGCCUCCAUGUGGCAUCCGCUCACCGGAGAGACCAUCACCCUCCCACCCAUACACGACGACCACUACAUCCCCACCAACUGCAAGUGCCUGCUCACCCACAACUCCGCCGCCCACCCGGACUGCGCCGUGGUGCUCCUCGACGUCGCCGAUCCUCUCAUGUGGUUCUGCCGUGUCAAUGGCGGGGCUGACCGGAGGUGGGGACAGCACACCUACGACAUUGGCAACUACGAGUUCCUCGAUGAGUUCCGCACCCCCUCUACGCCCACCAAGAAAGUCAUCGGAAGCGUCGCCGCGCUUAAAGGGAAGCUGCAUUUUUGCUUCAUGGAAUCGCACCAAAACAAGAUGUGCGUCGUUAACUUAGAUUUCCCGUCCGAUCAUGGCCACCCUCCCACAGCAGAGUUCCACGAGUUUGAUGUCUCCCCAGAGUUCGGCAUCAAGUUUCCUGACGGCAUCUGCUCCAUCCACUUGGUAGAGUCCAUGGACGAGCUUUUUGCCGUCUGCGUCUUCUAUGUCGGUUUUGAUCCCACCAACGUCAGUGCUGCUCGAAUCUUCAAGAUGGAGGACUCCUGCGGCGAGGAAACCGUGGCCUGGCACCGGGUGGAUGAUAUCGGUGACAGGGCUUUUCUCUUGACCGGCACCAACAUGGCAACUUGGUGCUCUGCAAGCACCAAUAACCUCAAAGGCAGCACCCUCUAUUUCUUCUUAGACUUCUUACUUGGCGACAGGGAUCUAUACAUCUAUGAUGUCCAGGAGCAGUCCAUGGAGACUGUCCAGGUUCACGACCAGCUAGAUUCUAAGGUCGUGCACACAGAACCAUACUGGAUUAAUGUACCUCCGUUUUAGUAUUAGCCCAUUACAUUAUAUUCUACUAUUUUAGUUAAUAUAGCUUCCUGCUACUCUUUUAGUUAA